Messenger RNA from Lingula anatina, 2662 nucleotides. Its product is annotated as dnaJ homolog subfamily C member 27-like. The record is from RefSeq and is a predicted model, not a curated record. Gene Ontology annotation, molecular function: GTP binding; GTPase activity. Lineage: Eukaryota; Metazoa; Brachiopoda; Lingulata; Lingulida; Lingulidae.
CUAGCGAUAAAAAGCUCUUGUCCAAUGAAAUCCGUCGUAUCAAAUCUGUAGCUAACAUAAACAAUCCAGAGACUUCAACUUUCUUCGUUGAGGAAAAAAGUUAGAAUUUGUCGAAAUCUGAGACCAGUACAGGACGCUGGUCGAAAGUAUCACCAUGGGAACAUCAAUUUUUGCAGAAAUGAUAUACCAUCAGUCGAAUCGAUUGAAAAUGUGAGGUUUUAAAACUGGUACCGCCAGCCCUUUGAAGUUCACCGUCCACGUCCCAAGAGGAUUCGCAAUUAGUUUGAAGUUCAGAGACACCAGUAAUUUUGUUUCUUAUACUCAGCUGUUUAUAAACGUUACAAUUUAAAACCAGUAUGGAUAAUAACGCAAGGAACAGAGUAAAGAAAGCUACCAGAGUCAAGAUCAUCAGCAUGGGAAACGCAGAAACAGGAAAGAGUUGCAUCAUCAAGAGGUACUGUGAAAAGAGGUUUGUUCAGAAGUACCUGGCCACGAUUGGUAUCGACUACGGCGUCACAAAGGUGACAGUCAAAGGUCAGGAGAUGAAGGUGAAUAUUUUUGACAUGGCAGGACACCCUAUAUUUUAUGAGGUCAGAAAUGAGUUCUACAAAGACACCCAGGGUGCCAUGUUGGUGUAUGAUAUUGCUGACAGGGGGAGCUUUGAGGCUUUGGAGGCCUGGUUGGCUGAGAUGAGAAAUGAGAUAGGGAAUCCCGCUGAGAUGGAUAAUAUUGUGUUCUGCGUGUGUGCUAAUAAGUGUGAUAAGAAGCGUGUUGUUGAUGAGGCAGAUGGCAGACUUUGGGCAGAAGGAAAAGGUUUUCACUACUUUGAGACGUCUGCUCAGACAGGAGAGGGAGUGGGGGAAAUGUUCCAGGUUCUGUUUGAGGGGGUGUUGAGCACUGUUGAAAAUGGCGGUAAACGUCGACCAAUGACGACCCAGUUAGGUUACACCAAGGACCAGGCUGAGGCAAUCCAGAGGUUGAAAAAUUCCAAGAACGAUUACGAGAGACUUGGUCUUCACCCUGGAGCUUCAAAGGAUGAUAUUAAUAAGGCGUACAGAAAGUUAGCUGUUCUUCUGCAUCCUGACAAGAAUGUCGCACCUGGUAGUGAGGAGGCCUUUAAACUUCUGGUCGCAGCUAGGACAAAUUUGCUCAAGCGAUGAUGACAAUGAUGGUCAAGGAAUUGAGACUGAGAUUAACAGUGGCCUUCACAGUUCAUUGUACUACAACUCAAAAAAUAAUCCAAAUAAAAUCACCAUUUGCUGAUGGUUAUUUGCUUGGGUGAAGAAAAUUAAGAGAAAUAACUUGAUCAUUUUAUUAUAAUUAUUCUAUGUCUAUUUUUCAUUGAUUUAAGGAAGAAUUAGUGAUUUGGUUAAACCAAAUUAAUCAGUGAUAUGUUAAUAAACCUAGUCAUUGGUGGGGCAUGUUUACUCUUGAAGUGCGAUGAAGAUUCCCAGCGAAGACUAUAAUUUUAUGGUAUUUAUUAUAAAAACUUAAUUAGCAGAAUUAUAUCAAUACUAUACUGAUAGUGUGUACUGUUAGACAAAAUAGUGUCUAUUUGUAAGUCAUUUAUGAUGACCUGGUUUUUGUUCAUAGUGCAAAGAUGGAAAUCAUUACAAAACUGUUAAAAGAAGGGGGCAUGUAAUUUUUGUGGCUAAUGGUAACCAAGUAAAAAACAAAGCUGUAUUCCAGUUUGUAGCAUGCCAAACUAGAAAAUGGCAUUUGUUUAAUACAUUUUUAUAGACCAAGAUUUAUACUCAAUUUUACUCAAUUAUUUAUUUAUUUAUUUAUUUAUUUUACACUCGUCUGCAGUAAGCUUCAAGAAAAUGACAUUCCAUUUACAAAUCCAAAUAUCUAUGCACCAGUAUUACACAAUAAAGAUACAUAAUAUUGUAGUUACCGAUAAAAUAAGGAAAGUAACACAGAGACUGACGGCUUCAAAAUGGGCAAAGAUCUUCAACAAAACCCAACUUUUCAGACGUAACCAGUAUUGACCCUAAAAAAUGUAUUUCAGUCUUUGUCAGUUUACAUUAGUCUAGACUUUCGCACUGUAUACCAUAUUGAUUUUUUUUUUUUUUUUUUUUUUUUUUGAAAUAACUAAGAUGUGGCCAAAUGUAAUAGACUGCUGAUGACGUUGUGAUGCUGGAGAGAAAUAUUAUUGUUAUUAUAUAUUAUGAAUAUAAAGUUAUACCAUAGUUUUUUGUACAUUUCAACAUUCAAGCCGUCCAAUGUCUAUAUUUUUUCCCUUAAGUGACCAACUGAAUGUAUGCUCUAAGGAAUACACUGUAUAUCUCACUUUUUGAAAUCUGUCUGUUGAAUUAAGACCCUAGUAGACUGUAUUGAAGUGAUACUGAUGUCAUUUUGACGUCACAUAAAGUUAUAACGUAGUCGUAAUAACAUUUUGUGUAUUCUUGAAUUGCAAAAAUAUAGACACCUAUUGUUUAUGUUAAACGUUAGGUUCACUUGAAACUUCGUAAUUAUAUUAUACAAUGUAGGUAUUUGAUUAAAUAGUUUGUAGGAGUUUCAUAUUUAUCGUAACGGUAUGAAAUAAAUAAUUUCUUCCCAGGAACAGGUAUUUUUGCAGCUAGAAAAGGAAAAGGGAGAGAAAUUGACCCAAACCGAAGUAGUUUAUUAACGCAUCUCACUAGAAAGCACGGUGUGACAG